GCCGCAGUCCCCGCGGCUCCGGCGCAGCGCGGGAGCACCGUGGAGCGCAGAGCGCGGACCCGAGCGGGCAUGUCCCCGCGCUCGGGAGUCCCCGUCGACCGCCGGGCCCAGGUGGCUGCUAACUUGGCGGCGGGCUCCUGUGGCCCCGUCGCGGCCAUGUAGUCGCCGGCGGGGCUCCCUGCAACCCGGGAGCGGCAGUGCGAGUGAGCCGGAGCCCAGCAGCCCACGGCUUCCCCAGGAGGCGCUGAGUGCGCGCCGCGCCCCCGCCGUCCCUCGGGCAGCACUUUGGCCCGAGAGGGAAAUGGCGGAGAAAGUUUCGGAGGCGCCGGAGCCGGUGCCCCGCGGCUGCAGCCGGACUCCCGCCCCUGCGCCGGUCGCCGCGUCCUCGCCGGGUGCUUCCUUGGCCGACUCCUCCUCGGGCUCAGAAACUCUGUCGGAGGAAGGGGAGCCCCGCAGCUUCUCCCGCGGGCAGCAGCCGCAGCCGCCGCCGGGCGGCGCCCUGGGCGUCCGCCUGCCCGCCGCGUGGGCUCCCGUGCGCGUGCUGCUGGAGCGUGGAGUCCCUGCGCUGCCGCCGCCGCCCCCCGAAGGAGCUGCGCCGCCCGCGCCCCGGGGCAGCAGCGCGUCCCAGGAGGAGCAGGACGAGGAGCUUGACCACAUAUUGUCUCCUCCACCCAUGCCGUUUCGGAAAUGCAGCAACCCGGAUGUGGCUUCUGGCCCUGGAAAAUCACUGAAGUAUAAAAGACAGCUGAGUGAGGAUGGAAGACAGCUGCGGCGAGGGAGUCUGGGAGGAGCCCUGACUGGGAGGUACCUCCUUCCAAACCAGGUGGCGGGACAGGCCUGGCCAGCCUCGGCGGAGACGUCCAACCUCGUGCGCAUGCGCAGCCAGGCCCUGGGCCAGUCGGCGCCCUUGCUCACGGCCAGCCUGUGUAGACUUCUGGUUUUAGCAUGA
Propithecus coquereli (Coquerel's sifaka) is the source of this 949-nucleotide messenger RNA. Its product is annotated as microtubule-associated serine/threonine-protein kinase 4-like. The record is from RefSeq and is a predicted model, not a curated record. NCBI's taxonomy places the organism in Eukaryota, Metazoa, Chordata, Mammalia, Primates, Indriidae. Bases 302 to 949 code for a protein of 215 amino acids. The transcript is spliced from 4 exons.